CGAGAGAGAGAGAGAGAGAGAGUCUGCAACAAAUCUUCAAUGGGGAAGCAACAAAGGGCAAUGCAAAUUGAUCUGUCUCUGAGUCUAGAAGUUCAAGAAGAAGAAGAAGAAGAAGAAGAAGAAGAGCAAAGUGGGGGAGAAGACAAAGUGUUAGCAGUUUCUCAAGAAGAAGAUGUAUCACAAGACAAGUCAUUGCAAGAAAAUUUGAACCCGGAAGAGCUAUGUUCUCUUCAGAUGGAGAUGAACCGUAUGAAAGAAGAAAACAAAGUAUUGAGGAAGGUGGUUGAGCAAACCAUGAAGGAUUACUAUGAGCUCCAAAUGAAAUUCUCAGUUUUCCAACAAAAUGACCCAAAAAAGGAUCCACAGAUCCUUGGGCAACUAGUAGCUCAGAUUACCACAAUGCUGCUAGUGGCACAUUUGUUUCCCCUCGAGGAAUAG
Messenger RNA from Macadamia integrifolia, 438 nucleotides. RefSeq names its product probable WRKY transcription factor 9. The transcript has 3 exons. The record is from RefSeq and is a predicted model, not a curated record. Bases 40 to 438 code for a protein of 132 amino acids. Gene Ontology annotation, molecular function: DNA-binding transcription factor activity. Lineage: Eukaryota; Viridiplantae; Streptophyta; Magnoliopsida; Proteales; Proteaceae.